This is a messenger RNA of Quercus robur (English oak), 543 nucleotides long. RefSeq lists its product as uncharacterized. The transcript has a single exon. The record is from RefSeq and is a predicted model, not a curated record. NCBI's taxonomy places the organism in Eukaryota, Viridiplantae, Streptophyta, Magnoliopsida, Fagales, Fagaceae. The coding region runs from base 1 to 543 and encodes 180 amino acids.
AUGAGAUGGUUUAACGGUUUAAGGGCUAAUUCUAUCGAUUCCUUCAAGAAACUUACCCAGGCUUUUGGCGCUCGCUUUAUUACCUGCAACAGGGUUCCUCGGCCUUUGGGGUCUUUGUUGUCUAUGUCCAUGCAAGAAGGCGAGACUCUUAAAACUUAUUCAGACAGAUACUGGGAAAUGUUUAAUGAGAUAGAGGGAGAGCAUGAUGAUGUGGCUAUAAGUACUUUCAAGGCCGGUCUUCUAGCCGAGCAUGAUUUGAGGAAAUCUUUAACUAGUAAACCUGUCACUAGUGUACAUCAAUUGAUGGAUCGAAUUGACAAGUACAGAAGAGUAGAAGAAGACCAACUUCAGGGAAAAGGAAAGGCUACGAUAAUCCCUCAAGAGAUGAGGGAUUUCAGGUCGAACAAGUACAACAAUAACCAGCCUCGGAAAGACUUUGUUAGGCAGUCAGGUUCUGCCAACACCCAGGCGGUUAAUGCUGUGUUUCGGGAAUCGGUGCAACAGGUAUUGGAGAAGAUCAAUAAUGAACCAUUUUUUAAAUAG